AUGGGCAUGGUUCUGGUGUUCUUGGCUUUGAAGGUUUUCCCGGAGUGCUGGCGGCGACCCCGACUUGGUCUCCUCGUGGGCGCCUUCCUGCAGAUCGCCGCCGCCGGCAGCUUCGCUGCCUUGGCCUUCUUUGAGGCCUCGAACGGCUGGGUUUUGUGGGUCCUGGUGGCCUCCAGGCUGCUCCUUGGCCUGGGUGGGGGCCUUCAGGUGAGCCUUGCCUGGAACCUGGCCGCCCGCUUGGUCGGCGAGAGCCGGGAGCUCCACAACUUGCGCCUGUUCGUGGCCGGCUGCUUGGGCUUGGGAGCCGGACCGCUCAUGAGCUCCCUGGCCACGGCCUUGGCGAAGUUGGUGCCCUGUCACCUGGACGGCUUUGAGGGCAUGCUGGCCUUCGUGGCCUUGCUGCCCUGGAUGCAGCUGAGCGUGCUCCUACGCCCGCUCCCCUCCCUGGAGGAGCUUGCAGCCUGCGGGGCCCAGAAGCAGACGUCCCGCGCCCAGGCGGUGGUGGUGUGCCUUUGCCUGGCCAUGCUCGUUCUGCGGAACUUGGCCCUGGCCUCCCUGGAGGUGGGAACGGCAGAGCUUUUCCAGAAGAAGUACCACUUUCCACCGGUGGUGGUCGGCCUUCUCUGCGCCCUCAUCGUCUUCACCGCGCUGCCCGUGCAGCUUUUCUACGAGAGAAUGCAGGGACAAAUAUCCCUGCAUUCCAUGCUUUGGGCAAGUCUCGCUUCUGGCUGUUUCCUGAUGUUUGAAAACUUUUCCGCCCUCUUCGCUGCUUCGAUGUUCUUCUUUCCGAUGAUGGCGCUGAGCAGCGGUAUCGUCAUGGCGAAGAUGCAAGAAUACGUGAUGCCGGAUGGUUCCGUGCUCGACAGGAACACCACGACACUCCUGGGCCUUGUGAUGGCAGAUUUCCUGGGCCGUGGCUUGGGACCCAUCUCGGCACGCUACGGCAUCUACCUGGGUGGGCAAAGGGGUUUCGCAUGGACCCAAGUGGCGUACGCGGCAUUGAGCCUGGUGCUUUUCAUAGGGAGUGAGGUGGCCAGCCAAAGGGCAAGGAAGGGCACCUCGGAGAGCAGUGAUCAGAGCAAGAGUGAGGGGAGUUGCAAGGGAGACUGA
Messenger RNA from Symbiodinium necroappetens, 1110 nucleotides. Lineage: Eukaryota; Dinophyceae; Suessiales; Symbiodiniaceae. The record is from the annotation of a GenBank genome assembly.